This is a messenger RNA of Saccharomyces paradoxus, 969 nucleotides long. It is a transcript of the gene CCC1, whose product is annotated as Ccc1p. The coding region runs from base 1 to 969 and encodes 322 amino acids. Lineage: Eukaryota; Fungi; Ascomycota; Saccharomycetes; Saccharomycetales; Saccharomycetaceae. Gene Ontology annotation, molecular function: manganese ion transmembrane transporter activity; iron ion transmembrane transporter activity. Gene Ontology annotation, biological process: intracellular manganese ion homeostasis. The transcript has a single exon. Gene Ontology annotation, cellular component: fungal-type vacuole membrane. The record is from RefSeq and is a predicted model, not a curated record.
AUGUCCAUUGUUGCACUAAAGAACGCAGUGGUGACCCUCAUACAGAAAGCCAAAGGUAGUGGUGGAACCUCGGAUUUGGGGGGGUCUGAAUCAACUCCCUUGCUGAGAGGUAGUAAUAGUAAUAGUUCAAGGCAUGAUAACUUAUCCUCGUCUAACUCGGAUAUUAUCUACGGUAGAAAUGCAGCGCAGGAUCUAGAAAACUCGCCGAUGUCGGUAGGGAAAGAUAGUAGGAACGACGAUAGCAGUUCGAAUAACGAAGAGGCAAACUUAGGUUUCUUCCAGUCAGUAGAUCCUCGCGUUAUCAGCGACUUAAUUAUCGGGCUGAGCGACGGUUUGACUGUCCCCUUUGCCCUAACGGCCGGCCUAUCUUCACUUGGUGAUGCAAAAUUGGUCAUUACUGGUGGUUUUGCCGAGUUGAUAUCAGGCGCGAUUUCUAUGGGCCUUGGUGGCUAUCUAGGAGCGAAGAGUGAAUCUGAUUAUUAUCAUGCUGAAGUAAAGAAGGAGAAAAGGAAAUUUUACGAUAACACCAAUCUAAUUAACAGAGAAAUUGAAGACAUUUUGUUAGAGAUCAAUCCUAAUUUCUCAGAUGAAACAAUCGUUUCGUUCAUCAAGGAUUUACAAAGAACGCCUGAACUAAUGGUCGAUUUCAUUAUCAGGUACGGUAGGGGUCUAGAUGAGCCUGCCGAAAAUAGAGAACUAAUCAGUGCAGUUACCAUCGGUGGCGGCUAUCUACUUGGUGGGCUAGUACCACUAGUGCCAUAUUUUUUUGUUUCAGACGUGGGCACAGGUCUCAUUUACUCUAUUAUAGUCAUGGUUGUAACAUUAUUCUGGUUCGGUUACGUAAAGACAAAAUUAUCCAUGGGCAGUGGCAGUUCAACCUCCAAGAAAGUUACAGAAGGUGUUGAAAUGGUCGUCGUCGGUGGUGUAGCAGCAGGUGCAGCUUGGUUCUUUGUUAAGUUACUAGGUUAA